GUGACGCAAGCGCUGAUUUGUGUUUGUUUUCCUGACAGUCGCGGCCGUGUUGCGCUUCAAACUGCCAGAAAUCAGCCAGACACACAGAUGGAGCAGCAGGCCAAGCCGUACAUGUUUGCGAGCCUGACGCGUCCUCACUCCGAGCAGCUCCUGCAGGGUCUGCAGCUCCUGCGGCAGGAUCACGAGCUCUGCGACAUCGUGCUGCGGGUCGGAGACGCCAAGAUCCACGCGCACAAAGUGGUGCUGGCCAGCAUCAGCCCCUACUUCAAGGCCAUGUUCACCGGAAACCUGUCCGAGAAAGAGACGUCCGAGGUGGAGUUCCAGUGCGUCGAUGAAGCCGCUCUCAAGGCUAUAGUGGAGUACGCCUACACAGGAACCGUCUUCAUCUCACAGGAAACAGUGGAGACUCUACUUCCUGCCGCCAACCUGCUGCAGGUCAAGCUGGUUCUGAAGGAGUGCUGCAGCUUCCUGGAGAGUCAGCUGGACGCGGGGAACUGCAUCGGCAUCUCGCGCUUCGCCGAGACCUACGGCUGCCACGAGCUGUGUUUAUCCGCCUCCAAAUUCAUCUGCCAGCACUUCGAGGAGGUGUGCCAGACGGAGGAGUUCCUGGAGCUGACGCGCGCCGAGCUGGACGAGAUCGUGUCCAACGACUGCCUGAACGUGCUGACAGAGGAGAGUGUGUUCUACGCGCUGGAGUCCUGGAUCAAGUACGAUCUGACGGAGCGGCAGCAGUAUCUGGCGCAGCUCCUGCACUGUGUGCGGCUACCGCUGCUGAGCGUCAAGUUCCUGACGCGGCUCUACGAGGCUAAUCACCUGAUCCGAGACGACCACGCCUGCAAACACCUGCUCAACGAGGCGCUCAAGUACCACUUCAUGCCCGAGCACCGGCUCUCCUACCAGACGGUGCUGUCCACACGGCCGCGCUGCGCUCCUAAAGUCCUGCUGGCCGUCGGAGGAAAGGCCGGGCUCUUCGCCACGCUGGAGAGCAGUAAAAGAUUUCAGCUAGGAGGCAUCAGCUACCGGCGGCACGAGAGCAGCGUGGAGCGCUGGGACCCCGACAGCAACACCUGGGCGUCUGUGGAGCGCAUGGCCGAGUGCAGGAGCACGCUAGGUGUGGUGGUGCUAGCGGGCAAGCUGUACGCUCUCGGCGGAUACGACGGACAGUACUACCUGCAGUCAGUGGAGAAGUACGGGCCCAAGCUCAAGGAGUGGCAGCCGGUGGCACCGAUGACCAAAUCACGCAGCUGCUUCGCCACCGCCGCGCUCGACGGCAUGAUCUACGCCAUCGGAGGAUACGGCCCCGCCCACAUGAACAGUGUGGAGAGAUACGACCCGAGCAAAGACUCAUGGGAUAUGGUGGCGCCGAUGGCUGAUAAGCGCAUUAACUUCGGCGUGGGCGUGAUGCUGGGCUUCAUCUUUGUGGUGGGAGGACACAACGGUGUGUCUCAUCUGUCCAGCAUCGAGCGCUACGACCCGCAGCAGAACCAGUGGACGGCGUGUCGACCCAUGAACGAGCCGCGCACCGGCGUGGGCUCUGCUGUGGUGGAUAACUAUCUCUAUGUGGUCGGGGGUCACUCGGGCUCGUCGUAUCUGAGCGCGGUGCAGCGGUACGAUCCGAUCACGGACAGCUGGCACGACUCCAGCGGGAUGAUGUACUGCCGCUGUAACUUCGGCUUGACCGCGCUUUGACCCUGGCCACACGGCUGACCGUCAGAGACGCUUUGUUUCUGGAGUGUGUUUCCCGCUCCUCCGGCCGGCGCUGGACGCGGAGAGAUUACAGACACAGCGCUGAAGCACAGCUCAGACCAACACCAGAGCCUUCCACAGACCCUUGGAGGACGCGGAGCGCCCUGCUCUUCCCCUUUACAUUUCAAGACUACUGAUGAGGGACGCACAUGCGGCGAGUGUGUGUGUGAGCGUGUGUGUGAUGCAUGAGCUGAAUCGGCGCUUCGCUCUGGAGGACCAGCGUGGGACUCGUGAUAAGGGCUGCCUUCUGUCCUCUACAUACAGAUCUGUGCGUGUGUGUGUGUGUGUGUGUGUGUCUCAAAGCCACUGCACUGACCGUCUGACCGUGUGUGUUUGUGUCUGAUCCAUGCGCUCAUCUUCUGUCCUUUCUGCUGGAAACGAGUGAAUCUCACCAGAAUUCAUGCAGCUCAUGUUUCACCACAGUCAAAGUAAUAUUUUGUUGAAAGACAAAACAC
Sinocyclocheilus rhinocerous is the source of this 2201-nucleotide messenger RNA. RefSeq names its product kelch-like protein 28. Gene Ontology annotation, molecular function: protein binding. The record is from RefSeq and is a predicted model, not a curated record. The transcript is spliced from 7 exons. Bases 88 to 1689 code for a protein of 533 amino acids. Lineage: Eukaryota; Metazoa; Chordata; Actinopteri; Cypriniformes; Cyprinidae.